Molecule: messenger RNA, 790 nt
Organism: Tribolium madens (black flour beetle)
Lineage: Eukaryota; Metazoa; Arthropoda; Insecta; Coleoptera; Tenebrionidae
Product: chymotrypsin-2-like
Exons: 3
Coding region: 71-790 (239 amino acids)
Biological process (GO): proteolysis
Molecular function (GO): serine-type endopeptidase activity
Source: RefSeq, a predicted model, not a curated record
GUGCCAUUUGUUCCGCUUUUUUUAAGUACUUUAUAUAAAAGAACCCAAAAAAAUUCAACUUCUCAUUAAAAUGUUGCUUUUAACAGUAUUUUUGUCUCUAUUAAGUUCUUGUUUGCCAGAGAUUGUAAAAUUGAACCACUAUCCAUUCAUAGCAACUUUGGGUUAUGGAAAUAACCGUAAUUUUUGUGGUGGCUCUUUUGUGAGCGAAAGAGUUUUUUUAACAGCUGCUUCGUGUAUGACAGGUUUGAAAUUAGAGGAAAUAUUUUCGGAAAUGUACGUUGAAAGCUUUCCAAACAAGUAUAAAGUACAAAAUAUUAUAACUCAUCCACAAUUUGACGCAGACGAAUGUGAUUCCCCUGAUCUUGCUUUGCUCUACUUAAAACAGCCAACUCUAUUUAGCAUUAUGCUAAGUAUUAUGACUCUUAAACCCAAUUUACCUAUUAGCAUAGGCUCAAUUAGUCAAAAUGCUAUUGUCUUUGCAAUUUACAUUGAUACUGGAGCAAAACAUGCAUUCAUGAAAGAACUUCUAACUGUUACUUCUGAAGAAGGAUUUUGUGAUAGUACUGAAGGUACUUUUUGUGCUAAAAACAUAAAUCCAAGCAAUCCUUGUGUUAACACAUUUGGGGGACCAGUUAUAAAUACUGAUAAAGAAUUAGUUGGAAUAAUUCCUUAUGAUGCUAAGUGUAUGUCAAGUCACGCUGAAGAAUUUAUAAGGUUAUCAUAUUAUAAGAAGUGGAUAAAAGACACGGUGAAAAAAUUAACUUCAGCACGUUGUAAUCUUGGAUUUUAA